Molecule: messenger RNA, 5182 nt
Organism: Enhydra lutris kenyoni (northern sea otter)
Lineage: Eukaryota; Metazoa; Chordata; Mammalia; Carnivora; Mustelidae
Product: extended synaptotagmin 2
Exons: 22
Coding region: 31-2562 (843 amino acids)
Biological process (GO): lipid transport
Molecular function (GO): lipid binding
Source: RefSeq, a predicted model, not a curated record
CGCGUCCGGGUGGGGACGGAACGCUGCGCCAUGAGCGGCGUGGGGGACCGCGGUGCCGAGGCCGGCGCUGCCCAGGCCGAGUCCGCGGGCGCGGCGCUGAGCGUGGACGUGGCGGGGCUGCUGGCGCAGCUGGCGCGCAGCUUCGCGCUGCUGUUGCCGGUGUACGCGCUCGGCUACCUGGGCCUGAGCUUCAGCUGGGUGCUGCUGGCGCUCGGGCUGCUCGUGUGGUGCCGGCGCAGCCGCGGCCUCAAGGCCACCCGCCUGUGCCGCGCCCUGGCGCUGCUGGAGGACGAGGAGCGCGCCGUGCGCCUGGGGGUGCGCGCCUGCGACCUGCCGGCCUGGGUUCAUUUUCCAGACACUGAAAGAGCAGAAUGGCUAAAUAAGACUGUGAAACAUAUGUGGCCUUUCAUUUGCCAGUUUAUAGAGAAGUUGUUUCGAGAAACUAUAGAGCCAGCUGUGCGGGGAGCAAACACCCACCUUAGCACUUUCAGUUUCACUAAAGUUGACGUGGGUCAACAGCCCCUCAGGAUCAAUGGUGUCAAGGUGUACACUGAAAAUGUGGACAAAAGGCAAAUAAUUUUAGACCUUCAGAUUAGUUUUGUAGGAAACUGUGAGAUUGACUUGGAGAUCAAGCGGUAUUUUUGUAGAGCUGGUGUGCAAAGUAUACAGAUUCAUGGUACAAUGCGGGUGAUCCUGGAACCGUUGAUUGGAGACAUGCCCCUAGUGGGAGCCUUGUCUAUCUUCUUCCUUAGGAAACCACUUAUAGAAAUUAACUGGACAGGACUGACUAAUCUUCUCGAUAUCCCUGGAUUAAAUGGUCUGUCGGAUACCAUCAUCCUGGACAUAAUAUCAAACUACCUGGUGCUUCCCAAUCGGAUCACCGUUCCUCUCGUCAGUGAAGUCCAGAUAGCUCAGUUGCGGUUUCCUAUACCAAAGGGUGUUCUAAGGAUACAUUUUAUUGAAGCUCAGGAUCUUCAGGGGAAAGAUACUUACCUUAAGGGACUCGUCAAGGGAAAAUCAGACCCCUAUGGAGUUAUUCGGGUCGGCAACCAGAUCUUCCAAAGCAAGGUCAUCAAAGAGAGCCUGAGUCCGAAGUGGAACGAGGUGUACGAGGCUCUAGUCUAUGAACAUCCUGGACAGGAACUAGAGAUUGAGCUCUUCGAUGAAGACCCAGACAAGGAUGACUUCCUAGGAAGUCUUAUGAUUGAUCUCAUUGAAGUUGAAAAGGAGCGCCUUUUAGAUGAAUGGUUCACCCUGGACGAGGUCCCCAGAGGAAAGCUGCACUUGAAACUGGAGUGGCUCACGUUAAUGCCAAAUGCUUCAAACCUCGACAAGGUGCUAACAGACAUCAGGGCUGACAAAGACCAAGCCAAUGAUGGUCUUUCCUCCUCAUUGCUGAUCUUGUAUUUGGAUUCAGCAAGGAACCUUCCGUCAGGGAAGAAAAUAAACAGCAAUCCAAACCCUCUUGUCCAGAUGUCAGUUGGACACAAGGCCCAGGAGAGCAAGAUUCGGUAUAAAACCAAUGAACCUGUGUGGGAGGAAAACUUCACCUUCUUCAUUCACAAUCCCAAGCGCCAGGACCUCGAAGUCGAGGUCAAAGAUGAACAGCAUCAGUGUUCUCUGGGGCAUCUGAAGAUCCCUCUCAGUCAGCUGCUCACCAGUGACGACAUGACCAUGAACCAGCGAUUCCAGCUCAGUAAUUCGGGGCCCAACAGCACUCUGAAGAUGAAGAUCGCCCUCAGGGUACUCCACCUUGAAAAGCAAGAAAGGUCUCCAGACCACCAACACUCAGCUCAAGUAAAGCGACCCUCUGUUUCUAAAGAAGGGAGGAAGAUAUCCGUGAGAUCUCAGAAGUCUGCAUCACCAGGCUCUGGUGACAGCAGCACAGCCCCGUGCACUCCAGUCAUGGGGAGCAGCAGUAAGCCUGGCAUAGAAGAGAGAGCCCAGCCUGUGGAGGCCAGCCCCCAGGGGCUGCGAGACCUGGGCAGGAGCUCCUCCAGCCUCCAGACCGGUGCCACCUGCUCCCCCAGCCAUGUCUCCGUUAAGGAGCCCACCCCAAGCAUAGCCUCAGACAUAUCACUGCCCAUCGCCACCCAGGAGCUUCGGCAGAGACUACGGCAGCUGGAGAAUGGGACGACCCUGGGCCAGUCGCCUCUGGGGCAGAUCCAGCUGACCAUCCGGCACAGCUCCCAGCGGAACAAACUCGUGGUGGUCGUGCACUCCUGCAGAAAUCUCAUUGCCUUCUCUGAAGAUGGCUCUGACCCCUAUGUCCGCAUGUAUUUGUUACCAGACAAGAGGAGAUCAGGAAGGAGAAAAACACACGUGUCAAAGAAAACACUGAACCCCGUGUUUGACCAGAGCUUUGAUUUCAGUGUUUCGUUACCAGAAGUGCAGAGGAGGACACUGGAUGUAGCAGUGAAGAACAGCGGCGGCUUCCUGUCCAAAGACAAAGGGCUUCUUGGCAAAGUGUUGGUCGGUCUGGCGUCCGAAGAACUAGCCCGGGGUUGGACCCAGUGGUACGACCUCACAGAAGACGGCACGAGACCACACGUGGUGACGUAGUCCAUCUGGCCGAGGAGCCCACCCUGGUGUCCCCACCUACCCUGUGUGCUCAGAGCACACCCUCCCACACAUGUACCGAUACUGGUUUUAUAAUUUCAGUGUAUUUAGUUAUAUAAAUCUUCAUAAUUUUAUAAACCAUGUUGACAUUUUAGGCAUAUUUGGCCAAUAUUAUCGUUAGAUUUUAUAUGUUUAAUUUUCUCUAGUGUUUCACCUGUUAUAAUAGUGUGUAAUAGGGUAGCAGUUAGUUACUGUGUCAUGUAAAGGGGUUUGUCAGUUUUCUCUGCCAGGAACCAGAUGUAUGUACAUGCUUUACUGUUGCCUUGUUUUGUACACACUGAGGUACACUAUGCCAUGUAAAUAGACUAUUUUUUAUAAUCUCUACAUGCUGGUUUGAAUUCUGAAGAAAAUGGAUUAAGGAAAUAUAUUUUUUUUCUUCUAAAAUGUAUUAAAUUCUUAUGACAGAUAAUCACUUUGUCUUCGCAGGGUAAAGUUCUCAGUGACCAGUUUUAUGGUGUUUCUUAUUAAAAAGGCUGAAAGUUUAAAUAUUAGUAUACUUCUGCCCAUCAUGAAUGAUGAAAGUAUUCAAAAUACUACCAGUUCCAUAAAGCUGUAUUGUUGAGAGUUUGUGGAAGUGCAUAUAAGGAGAAGUGCAGCUGAGUAAUCCAGAGUACGAAGAGCACUGCCGUGAUCCAUGAAUCAUGGGCACUAAUUUGAAAUUUCUUAACGUAAAAUGAAAUGUCUUAAGUUUAUUUUUAGUUGCUUGAUACAAGUUAUUCAUGAAGUAGUACACAGGUACACAGUUACACUUCCUAAAAUAGAACACACAUUUUCAGUGUUUUCCCAGCCUGUGAAGACAGGCUCACGUGGUCCCCAUGAAGUGUGUGGGGUGGGUCCUAAGUAGGCGGGAAGUCGGUUUGAAAACCGACAGCUCAUCCAUCCGGCCCUCAGUGCCACGUAGGCCAUCGGAUGCCCUGCGCGAGGCUGCUGGCUGCUGGGCCGAGGGCUCCGGCUCUGCGGCUGGCGGCUGUAAACAACCAUUUCCUGAGUCUCCUCACUUUCUGCCCUGACUGACCUCAGUACUGGGAUAUUGUUAUACAGCUUUUGUUGUGGGAUAUUUGUUUUCUUUCUGGGUUAGUAUAUCAUGUUCAUAUGCCCGAGGCUCUGCAGCCGUGUCGUUGGCUGAGCGCGUCUCUGAGAAGCGUCUGAUGCAAGGGACUUCCUUCGCCAUGAGAACAUUCUAGAGUCGUGUAUUCGGAGACCAAGGGAGUGGAACUCGGUGACCGGAACUGGAGAGCUCGUGGACUCACGGACUGCUCGUGUGACCAAAAUACCAAAGUGCCUGUGGUGGGCGCUGGUGUGACUUCCGCACACUCCUGCCUUCCGGCGAUUUCACGUUGGUUUUAACGGACACGUGGAACCAUGGGUUUGUUCAUAAUGGAGUCUGUAGUUCACGACACUUUUCACGUCAUCGUAAAGACUGCAUAACCCCUAGCCCGGGGUUAGACCGGUUUCCUAGUUAGUGAAACCUCACUGUCAACCGUGUCCGAUAUUCAUGUACAGGAGGGAGUUUAUGAAUGUUCCGAUGCACACGCAAACUAGGGGCACACAAAUUCGCUGUGGUGUUUUAGUAGCAUGGUGAAGGCAGGGAACUACUUACUAAAUCUGGUUGCCUGCCCGUGGUAUUAGGUUUGUUUUCUUAAUUCAGUCUGUUGAAGGGCUUCUGGCAUAAUCUAUAAAAAGAGAACUGCUCACUGAAAUGCUUCAUACCAAUAAUUUUUACCAACACCCUAAACACUGGGAUUUUGCGGUCAUGUGCUCACCUGUUUGGUACACGUUUACCUUAUGGAAUGCUUUAUUUAACAAAUGAGACAAAAUAAAUACAAUGAAAGGUAGAAAGCCAGUUAGCAGCAUGACAUGGGCCUUGUGACCCAGGGACCGGGGAGCCUGGAGACAGACCCUUCUGCAUGUUCAGAGGCCUCUGGCAGCGGACUUUGGUCUGUUCUGCUUGAAAGGAAAGGAAGAAAGGAAAGGGACGAUUCUAAAGACGUAAAACGCUUCCCGAUGUGAUUCCGUCCUGUGGCAACGUGAGCAUUUACUGAGAAGCUCUUCUGUGCUGAGGGGAGGGGUGAGAAUGACCGUUGAGGCCAGACUCGGCACUCCAGGAUCCUGGUGAUGGAGAACACUUGAGUCCUCAAAAUGUUCAUCACUGGUUCUUAAUAUUCAAUUUGUCCAGGAAAAGGGAACGUUAACUUUUCUAUAUUGAGCCAAACCAAUGGGAAGAAAAUUAAAUGGCUUUGAAUUCUGUUGGUUUGUACAUGUGGGUUGCUUAUCCUGUGCCUUAAAAUAUGGAAGUGUGGCAGUGGUGUUUUCAGGUUUCAGAUCACAGCUGUACUCACCGCAAAAUACAUUCUGCCCUAGGAGAGUUCGUGUCGCUGGUACGCUUCAGCAGCAGGUCAGCCCUUCAGGAACCGUGCAGACCAGCGUGUGUGUGUUCAUACUCUGGUCACUGCCGCUGCAAGUGGGAAACGGGGUUUUUUAAUUAUUAUAGAAUGUUCUUUUUGAUCAACUAAUUUUACAUGACAAUGCAUGUAUUUAUUCAAUAAAUGUUUAUGUUACCUAA